Molecule: messenger RNA, 1872 nt
Organism: Tetrahymena thermophila SB210
Lineage: Eukaryota; Ciliophora; Oligohymenophorea; Hymenostomatida; Tetrahymenidae
Product: transmembrane protein, putative
Exons: 9
Source: RefSeq, a predicted model, not a curated record
AUGUUCAGCAUUUCAUAUCAAGAUUUAGUUCAAUGGGAAGGCUAUGAUAUGAUCAAAUAUAACGAUGGAAGAUCUAAAUUCUUGGUAACGCCUGAGUACUAGCUAUAAGAUUACUGCGAUGUAUAAAGUAAAUGUGGUUAAAAUUAAACCUGCCUCAAUCUAUUUAAUAAUAAUAUAGCUGCUUAAUAUGGAACUUCUCAGAUUGAAUAUAAUGUACUUUAGAUAAAGUCAUGGUCUAAUGCCUACUAAGACAAAUGGGAACUUCUUAAUAAUAACACAAAAUAAUAUAUCAUACAAACUAUAUUUUCAAGUUAUGUAUAUCAAACUUUUGCUGUCAACUUAGCUGCUUCAGGAAAUAAAGUAUUUUCAGCUUAUCAGAUGAGGUAAUCAGAUGGCACCGGAUUAAUUUUUUAUCUGAACAAUAGAUUAAUUAAUUCUGCUAUAAGUAAAUAAAAAUAUGGUGGUCCAUUUAAUUGCACUAAAAUAAACGGGGCUUAUAAUCAAUAUAAGUUCACUGAUGUUAGUCAAUUUGAUGGGUUUUAAUAUAUAGAUUAAUCACUAAACCCUUGUCUUAAGGAUAAUAACUAAACAAACUAAUGUUCAUGUCCUUAUUUUAAUACAAAAAGAUUAAUUCCUACUGAAUGGAGAUGUAGACCUUGGUAUUUAGGUGGAAGUUCUUCAAGUUAUAUAGUAUUUAAUGAACCACAACUAAACCUAAAGUUGAAUUAGCAAACAUCUAUUAUAACUUUUAAGAUUGUUGGAAAUACAAAUGAAUAAGAUCCUAUAAAAAAUGAAGCUAAUAUGUAACCGGAUGCGAUUUUAGGAGUUGAAAUAGAUGUAAACAACAUCUAAAUUGAUAAAUCUGGUACUUUUGAUGAAGAAUAUCUCUACUUGGUAGCUCCCAAGAGAUUUAAUUAUGACCAAGGUAAAGGGUAUUACCAAUACACUGCGAUUUUACAUCCAGAUCUAAAAUUAAAUUAAAAAUCGAACAUCACUACUUUAGAAUUUAAUAAUUCUAUAAAUAGAGAUGAAGAAAUUAGCUAAUAUUUAAAUAAAACAUCUUUUUUAGUCUAAGAUCAGCUUAUUUAUGAAGGCUGUAGAAGUGUAGUAAAUUUAUCAGAACAAAUACAAAUCAAUUAUAUGAAAAAUUAAAGCGAACUUGCUAGUAUCUUUACACCAAUAAAAGUUUGUUAUGGAAAUAUGUAUAAUUAAUAGUAAUAGAUCAUAGGAUAUUUAUCUAAGAGUCUCAAAUUAGAUAUCAUUUCAAAGUAAGUUGAAGAAUAAGUAAAAGAGAUAAGGUUAAUGCUUAUAAGAUUCGUAGUUAUAAUAUUCUCAGUUUUUAAUUUUCUUGUAAUUAUAAUGUUCCUUAUUUUUAGAUUAACGAUUAUAAGUAAUUUUGAAGUGCCAGUAAAAAUUCUUUCUUAGUUCAUAAACGAAGCUGACUCUUAAUGUAUUUACAUUUUUAAUUAAAUGGUUAAAAAUGGAAAAUUAAAGACUUAGUACGAACUUAAAAACUUAAUUGACGCCAUUAGCAACGCAGUUAUAGGAAUUUAAUUUAAAAUAGAAAAUUAUUUUAAAUUUGAAGAAUCUGAAACUUAAUUUUCUGAACUUUUGAGUAAUUUAUAACAAGGUAUUGAAACUUUUUAAGCUCUUCAAAAUAAAUAAGGAGUAGGAAUGUGUUUUGAUCUUGUCACAUGUCAUACUCCAAAAACUAGAAAAUAAUCAUUAUCAUUUAAUAAAUCAACUAUUAAUAAAAAUCAGGAAAAGUUACCUGAGUAUUAAGAAUACAAAACUAAAAAAGGAUGGAUACAUCCUGGCAACAACAUUAGAGCUAUCUAUAUUACCUCUUAUUUUGGUAAUUAAAUUUUAUGA